AAUUUGAUCAACAACAUAAAAAAGAAAAAGAACAGUUAAGCUUGGCUCUUCGUCUGUUCUGUGGGUAUUCGCCCAGUUCUACCGGCUGAAAGCGCAUGUUCAAAAAUGAAGCUCUUGGCCGUUGCGAUACUUCUCCUCGCAUCAUUUUUGCUUCUGAUUGAACUAGUAAUUUGCCAUGGACGUUUAAUGAAUCCACCAUCAAGAAACGCAAUGUGGAGAUUCGGUUUCCCCAAUCCAGUCGACGUAAAAGAUAACGAGCUUUGGUGCGGAGGAGUCGAGGUGCUAUGGGAUAUCAAUGGUGGCAAGUGCGGCGUUUGCGGAGAUCCAUGGAACGAACCUCAACCACGCCCCCACGAAAUUGGGGGAUACUUUGCAAACGGCCUGCUAGGACGACGCUACACUCCGGGACAAGUAAUUGACAUAGAAAUCGAGCUCACUUCAAAUCACAAAGGACACUUCGAGUUGCGUCUUUGUCCAUUGCUCGGACAUCUAACUGCAAACCAUGAAACAGACGAGUGCUUCGAAAAGUACCCGCUGUAUUUAGAAGGCCAAUCCACGUAUCAAUUCAAGAUUCCGGAUGAUUCGGAAAGACACGCAGUUUUCAAGUACCGCGUUAAACUCCCUAACCAAGUCACUUGUACACAUUGCAUAAUCCAGUGGAUUCACUAUGCCAGCAAUAUUAACGGGACAUGCGAAGACGGAACCGUAAACGCUGGAUGUGGAAAACAAGAAGUUUAUCGGAACUGUGCGGAUGUAGUCAUCAUCACCAAUACAGGGGGCUUCGAACCAUUUGGGCUCAUUCCAACUAUUCCAACCAGCCAAAACGUUAAUCCGUAUGCCAUUAGAUUAUGGAACAACCCUCCUCAUGGCACGCUCACCGAAGAAACUUUAGUUGUCCGUUCCCAGUCCUGUACUGCAGUUGGAAAAUACCGCGGCAUCAGUUACUUCGAUUCCUGGUGCAUGACUAGCUGUAUGAAGUACCCGCCCACUUGUCCGGAACACGCUUGUCAGUGCAUAGUAAGCUGUGCCCCCAAGGAAGAACUGUUAAAAAGCGAACGAGCCUCAGAGGAAUCUUUUUGUCAGCAUGAUUGCUUGCUAUCGCCAUUUAGCGAGCGAUGCUCACGAUUGUGCAAAUGUUCUUAGAAAAAUCUAGUUUGCUCAGUGGAAGAGGUGAAAGGCCAAACCGGUUCUAUGGCGUAACAAUUUUAAUCUG
Molecule: messenger RNA, 1213 nt
Organism: Daphnia carinata
Lineage: Eukaryota; Metazoa; Arthropoda; Branchiopoda; Diplostraca; Daphniidae
Exons: 7
Coding region: 106-1143 (345 amino acids)
Source: RefSeq, a predicted model, not a curated record